AGGCAACUAGAAGGUGCUAUUAUGCUAUACCAGUCUGCGAUGUAACUUGAACUCUGUUUUCUCUUUGCGUUAUUCUUUUCAUUGUCAUAUCAGUCUCCAACAAUCAUCAUGACUUCCGACAUAUCUAUUCGUGUUACCUUUCGCGGCACUUCUCAUACGCUCUCACUUUCUCCAGAGUCAUCUUUAUCAUCCUUGCAAGACCACUUGGAACAGUUGACAUCGGUACCACCAUCGUUACAGAAGUUGUUGUAUAAAGGAAAGAAAGUUCAACAUCAAGAAAACGCAUCGCUUGCCGAAGUAGGGCUCAGAGAUGGCAUUAAAGUGCAAAUGCUGGGGUCCACUUUAGAUGAGAUUGGCGGCCUUAAAGCGCUAGAGGACGAACACCACAGGAAGGAUCGUAUCCUCCGUGAGAGAGCUCUGAAGCCCCAAGUCAAAGUGCGAUCAACCGGCUUUUCCAGUAGUAUAUCCACCAAGUACAUUUUCCACCGCUUGGAACCCCUUCCCCAUUUGCCCAAGCCAGAGACCGCAUUAUCAUUGCUCACUCGAUUAUCGAAUGACCAAGGAAUUCGUCAUGUAAUGCAUAAGCACGAAUUUUCUGUCGGAUUGCUUACGGAGCUUGCACCGCAUGAGCAUCCUGGGCUAUUGGGGUUGAAUGUGAAUGGUGGCCAGGAAAUCAAACUCCGGCUGCGUACUAAUGAUUAUGAUGGCUUUCGAGACUAUCGAACUAUCAGGCGCGUACUUUGUCACGAACUAACGCACAACGUUUGGUCAGAUCACGAUGACAAUUUCAAGGAACUCAACUCCAAAUUGAAUCGGGAAGUUGUGGAGUUCGAAACGUCUGUCGCUGAAGGCACCUAUUCUCUCCUAGGCGACGGAGACCUGUAUGAACCAUCAUCAAGGUUGGAAGCAGAGGCACGUGCCUAUGUUUUGGGUGGUGACACUCAGGCCUUAUCGGGGAGCCACAUGCACGAUGGUGUCGAGGAACGAAGGCGCAGGAUUUUACGUGCUGCCACCUCCCGAUUACAGAGCAGAGCUGUGGAACAGCCGGACCUCAUCAACUCCCAUAACUCUCUUUGUGCGAUCGACCCGCCACUAUAAUUGUGUUGAUAGGGAAGGGGACCAUGGAUGGUUUUGUUAUUUGUAGACUAGCUAGUGUGGAUUUUCUCGCCUUAUUCGUUAUUCGUUAUCUAAUUUGUUGUACCCUCCGAAAUUGAACGUAGUGCUCAUGUUCAGCGUUA
Molecule: messenger RNA, 1238 nt
Organism: Serpula lacrymans var. lacrymans S7.9
Lineage: Eukaryota; Fungi; Basidiomycota; Agaricomycetes; Boletales; Serpulaceae
Exons: 4
Coding region: 109-1098 (329 amino acids)
Molecular function (GO): proteasome binding; protein binding
Source: RefSeq, a predicted model, not a curated record